Molecule: messenger RNA, 1200 nt
Organism: Triticum turgidum subsp. durum (durum wheat)
Lineage: Eukaryota; Viridiplantae; Streptophyta; Magnoliopsida; Poales; Poaceae
Source: the annotation of a GenBank genome assembly
AUGCUCAGGGCCUGUGGUGCCUACACAGACUUGCAUUUAAGAGUAAAUCUGAUGAGAAGAUUGGCAGAACAGUUAUCUUACAUUCCCAGAUCGCGUUCCUUGGUACAAUUCAAGGAAAUGUCCUCGUUCUCUGCUGGUCAUGGACGCCGUCCGAAGAAGAAGCUUUAUCACCGUGAGCCUGGUCUCGACAAGGCCAUGGACCUCCAAAAGAAGCCCGCCCUUCUCCUCCGUCUCCGUGAGCUCAUCCUGGCCCAAAAGACAGGUUCACUACUUGUACGUGACCUGGAAAAGGAGGUUGGCUUUGUCCAAAAAUGGAACUUUGUUGCACUGAUUGAGCGCCACCCCAAUAUCUUCCGUGUCUCUGGUGGAAGUACAUCGCGUGAACCCAUUGCUGUCACGCUUACUGAGAAGGCCAGAAAUAUUUCUGGUGAGGAGAUCCAAGCACAGGAGCUGAUGGAACCUAUCUUGGUAAGAAAUCUGAGGAAGCUGUUAAUGAUGUCCAUGGACUGCCAGAUCCCUUUAGAGAAGAUUGAGCUCAUCCAACCUGAAUUGGGUUUACCAAAGAACUUCAAGGACAAGUUGAUUCCAAGUUACCCUGAUUUUUUUUCAAUCCGUGAUGUGAGAGGAUUGGACCAUCUGUGUUUGGAGAGUUGGGAUUCUUCACUGGCAGUCACAGCACGAGAAGAAAAAUUGAACUUCGAUGGUUUCCAAAUGGAGUACAGAGGGGUUCCUAAAGAUGGAAAUUUACUGGGUCCUUUUGCGUUCAAGUUAAAGUAUCCAGCAGGAUUUAGGCCCAACCGGAAGUACCUUGAGGAGGUAGUCAGGUGGCAGAAGAUGGCAUUUCCUUCACCUUAUUUGAAUGCUAGGCGAGUGGAGCCUGCAACUCCACAGGCUCGGAAGCGGUCUGUUGCUGUUCUACAUGAGGUCUUAAGCUUGACAAUGCAGAAACGACUGACAUCCGACAAGCUAGAAGUCUUCCAUAACGAGUACAGGCUGCCAUGCAAGCUACUCCUUUGUUUGAUAAAAAAUCAUGGGAUCUUCUACAUUACUAACAAGGGAGCAAGAAGUACCGUCUUUCUCAAGGAGGCCUACGAUGAUACUAAUCUCAUUGAGAAGUGUCCUCUGCUGAAAUUCCAUGAUCAGUUUUCCUCUUUAAUUGGACGGCCAUGCUCCAACUUGAAUAUUCCACUGGCAGUAUAG